AGAUGUUCCUCCUCUCCGCUGGUUCCCAGUGAUUCCUCCUCUCUUCUCCCACUUGGAACUACGUGCUUCGCCGCCGCUUGGCACCAGGAGCUUCGGGCUUGGAUGAAGAAUCGAGGGCGAGCUGUUGCCACUUUUGGCGACGAGAGGAUUUCUCCCUUUUGAUUUUUCUCCUCCUCCUCUGAAUCUGGAUUAUUUCUUCAUUAUUCCUCGUUUUAAUAUUCGUCCUCCUCUCCAGGAGAUGGCAAGUUGUUGCCCGAGCGACGCAGGGAUCCGCCGCUGAGAGAGAUCGGAAGGAUGAAGCUGGAUCUGUUACUUUGAGACAAUCUCAGCUCGUUUGGAUAAAAACCUCCUGGACGUUAUUUCUCUCGCCUCGUCGCGUCUUUUAUUUUAUUGUUUGUUUUUUUAAUUUUCGCAGAAUGUCUGUGUUGUACAAUCACACAAGGAUGCUCGGUGGAUUGCUAUUGUUCCUCCUGCUCACCCAGGUCUUCUCCUCGGUCGCCUCGCUGACACAGACCGAUAAAUGCGGAGGGACUAUAGAGAUCGACGUGGCGGACUACCUGACCUCCCCGGGCUACCCUGGCGCCUACCCCCCCUCCCAGGCCUGCGUGUGGGUGAUCACUGCCCCGGAGCCUGGUCAGAAGAUCCUCAUCAACUUCAACCCCCAUUUUGAUCUGGAGGACAGAGACUGCAAGUACGACUAUGUGGAGGUUUACAACGGCGGCGACGAGCUCUCGCCCAUGUUGGGGAAGUUCUGUGGGAAGAUCGCUCCGUCCCCCAUCGUCUCCAGCGGCAGCCAGCUCCUCAUCAAGUUCGUCUCCGACUACGAGACCCACGGCGCCGGGUUCUCUGUUCGCUACGAGGUCUUCAAGACAGGUCCAGAAUGCUCCAGGAACUUCACGGCUCCCCGGGGCGUCAUCAAGACGCCGGGGUUCCCGGAGAAGUAUCCCAACAACCUGGACUGCACCUUCAUGAUCGUGGCGCCCAAGAUGUCGGAGAUCGUGGUGGAGUUCGACAGCUUCGACAUGGAGCCUGACACCACGCCGCCGCCGGGCGCCGUCUGCAGAUACGACUGGCUGGAGAUCUGGGACGGGUUCCCUGCAGUUGGUCCCCACAUCGGCCGAUACUGUGGCCCGACGUCCCCGGGCCGCGUGAUCUCCUACACCGGCAUCCUGUCCAUGACCAUCACCACGGACAACGCCAUCGCCAAGGAGGGAUUCUCCGCCAACUACACCAUCCGCGAGAGGAGCCCCCCCCCGGGGCACGAGGACGAGGAUUUCGCUUGCAUGGAGCCGCUGGGCAUGGAGUCGGGGGAGGUGACCUCGGAGCAGAUCAGCGCCUCGUCCCAGUACAACCCCAACUGGUCCCCGGAGCGCUCGCGCCUCAACUACCAGGAGAACGGCUGGACGCCAUCAGACGACACCGUCAGGGAGUGGAUCCAGGUGGACUUGGGAUUCCUCCGGUUCAUCACGGCCAUCGGGACGCAGGGCGCCAUCUCCAAAGAGACCAAGAAGCAUUACUUUGUCCGGGCGUACAAAGUGGACCUGAGCUCCAACGGAGAGGACUGGGUCACGGUGAAGGAGGGCUCCAAGCAGAAGAUCUUUCAGGGGAACCACAACGCGGUGGCCGAGGCUCAAGCGUUUCUUCCCAAACAGACUCUGGCUCGAUACGUCCGAGUCCGCCCCAUGACCUGGGAGCAAGGCAUCUGCAUGCGCUUCGAGGUCUACGGCUGCAGGACGUCAGACUACCCGUGCUCGGGGAUGCUGGGGAUGGUGUCGGGUCAGAUCUCCGACGCCCAGAUCAGCGCCUCCUCCUACGCCGACCGCGGCUGGGUCGCAGAGAACUCCCGCCUGCUGACGGGCAGGUCGGGCUGGACCGGGCAGCAAACCAAGCAGCCCUUCAGGAACGAGUGGCUGCAGGUGGAUCUGGGCCAGGACAAGAUGCUGAGCGGCGUGGUGCUCCAGGGCGGGAAACACCGCGACAGGAACGUCUUCAUGAAGAGGUUCAAAGUGGGCGUCAGUGUGGACGGAGAGGAGUGGAACUACGUGAAGGAGGAAAACACCACCAGGCCGAAGAUCUUCACUGGGAACCAGAACCACGACACUCCGGAGCUGAGGUCCAUGGGUCCGUUCCUCACCCGCUUCGUCAGGAUCUACCCGGAGAGGGCGACCACCGAGGGCCUGGGCCUGCGCCUGGAGCUGCUGGGCUGUGAACUGGAAGAAAUCACCACGACAGCGCCCCCUACCACGCCCGUAGCCUCAACGCUUCUCACGACCACGUUCGAUGCCACCACCAGGGGGCCGGCCCCCCCGCUGAGCACCACCCACGGCCCUCUAUGUGAGGGGGGGCAAGCGGACUGCGGCGGCGAGACGGAGGCGCCCGACGACUACGACUUGGCGACAGCAGGAGGCGCCGCAGUGUCCGACCCGAUGGUGGACUUCAUGCCAGCGUACGUGUGGUUCGCCUGUAACUUUGAGUUCUCGUCGUUCUGCGGCUGGUCCAGAGAAACAGGAAACGGCGCCGAGUGGCUCAUCCAGACGACCGGCGCUCCCGCCAUCCACCGAGGACCGACACACGACCACAUAGGCAGACCAGGGAACUUCAUCUACAUGCAGCUGAUGGACACAGAGGCGUACAGCAAGACGGGCGAGGACGAGGCGGAGAAGGGGGCGAGGUUGGCGAGCCUGCCCAUCACGGCGCCGGACGCUGACCUCUGCAUGUCCUUCUGGUAUCACAUGUCCGGCGACCACGUGGGGGCGCUGCACAUCAGGCAGAGGAAGGAGGCCGAGGGCGAGCAGAUGCUGUGGACGCUCGGGGGACAUCAGGACAAACGCUGGAGGGAGGGACGGGUCCUGCUGCCGCACUCCAGCGUCCAGUAUCAGGUGGUGGUGGAGGGAGUUGCAGACCGACACAGCUCAGGUCACACCGCUGUGGACAACAUCCAGAUCCUGGAUGGACUCAAUGCUGAGGACUGCAAGGAUCCAGAAGUUCCUACGUCUCCACCGACUGACAUCUUCAUCCUACCGAUCGACUCUCUCUCACAGGACAACAGCGAGCUCGGCGGCCCGGGCAACAUGCUGAAGACCCUGGACCCCAUCCUCAUCACCAUCAUCGCCAUGUCGGCACUGGGCGUCUUCCUGGGCGCCAUCUGCGGCGUGGUGCUCUACUGCGCCUGCUCGCAGGGCAGCAUGACGGACAGGAACUUAUCCGCCCUGGAGAACUAUAACUUUGAGCUGGUGGACGGCGUGAAGCUAAAGAAGGACAAGAUGAACGGACAGACUAACUACUCAGAGGCGUGAGGGCGGGGCCGAGAGACGGAGCCGAGGACGCUCCGCGUGGACACAUGAUGCAGCCAAUCAAGCGAGAGGAGCCUGGGGGUCCGCGGCCUCCGACGGGACAGCAGGGUGGGCUGAGCGGGAGCCGAUGUAAUUUUAUUUCUCAGGAGCGGCGGUGGAAGGGACCGACCUGUAGGGGGCACUGUGUAUAAAGAAUCUGUACAGCAAAAAAAAGAAGAUGAAAAAGAAGACAACUAAGGAUUCUAUUUGUUUUUUUCUCGACGUGCUUUGUUGAUUUGUCGUCAUCACUCGCUGGUGUCGAGACCGACGCAGACGGAAGAGUCGUUUGUGUACUUUUAUGGAAAGAAAAGAUCUGUUUGUUUAUUGGUUUUGAUUUCAGACGUCAUCGUUUGAACAGGGCAGAAUGUGUGUGUGUGUGUGUGUGUGUGUGUGGUCCUUACACUCAUGUUUUACUCUUAAGUCAUGAACACAUAUUUCUCUCUCUCCCUCUGUGUGUGUGUGUGUGUGUGUGUGUGUGUGUGUGUGUGUGCUUGUGUGUGUGUGAGAAUAUGCGUGCAUGUGAGUGUGUGCAUGCAAUUGUGUGUGUGGUCAUUACACAAAGGUUUAUCCAUAUCCAUGAACAUAUAUUUCUCUCUAUCAGUGUGAGUGUGUGUGAGGGUCUGUGUGUGUAAGAAUUGUGUGUGUGCGUGUGUGUGUGUGAGAACAUGCGUGCGUGUGAGAGUGUGCAUGCAAUUGUGUGUGUGGUCAUUACACAAAGGUUUAUCCAUAUCCAUGAACAUAUAUUUCUCUCUAUCCGUGUGUGUGUCUGUGUGUGUGAGAACAUGCGUGUGUGUGUGUGUGCGUGUGUGUGUGUGUGUGUGUGUGUGUGUGCGUGUGUGUGCACGGCGGGUUCCAUCCUGACCCGUUGACCUGUGUCUGGUUCCGACAGUGCCUUUUAUUUCUUCCAGUUUUUCCGUUGCCUUGUUUUCUCAUCAGCUGGUUCUGUCCGGGGUUCCCACACAAACAUGAGCGGGAGAAAGUCCAGAGAAUGAAUCUUGAACUUUGUCCAGAUUGUGAUCAUCACACUUCAGUGUCUUCAGGGUCGUCUCUCGUGUUGGACUCGAUCUGCAGAUCCUCUCGACGGCUACAGACUCAAAAUGUUCAAAUCCAAGUCCAACAGUCACGUUUUCCGACGAUGUGCAGGAGCCCUGAACGCCUCGUUGUCAUGGCACACGACACAUCCAACAUAUUGUACAAAGGUUUUAAUAUAUUUGAGCGCCCCUUCUUUUUUUUAUAUAUAAAUAUAUAUAGAAAAAGACACGAGUGCCGCAGUAUCCUUUCCACGUUGAAAUCAAACUCAACUUCAUCUUCAAAAAAUUAAGAAAAUGUACAAAAGUCUUGAUUUGAUUUGAACGGACAGAGACAGAAUCCUGUUGUUUGUGUUUGUUUUGAAAAUAUGAUCAAGUCGUGAGUUGUGUUGCUGUGUCCUGGGAACACGACGUUUUUUAACAAUGAGGAAACGUGGAUUUAUGAUUGUUGAGGAAUGCCUCGUGGGAAGUGAGGGUUUGUGUACAGGGUAAAACGGACGAACUGGGAGACGGAUCGUUGGAGCGAACGUUUCUCCCGACAAACAAAACGACUGUUGAGCGUUUGAGCUGAAACGUGUCCGGCGUCAGAAAGACUUCCCCAGAGAGCGCCUCUCUUCUCCGACAGGAAGUGGAAGGCUCUGACCCGGGAUCAACGUUUGCUGUGACAAUGCUGUGUGUGUCUGUGUGUCUCCAGUGCUGACUAUCAGAGGAAGGAUGUAUACAUGAACUUUUAUCAGAGUCACCAGGCGACGAAAAGCAGCAACAACCAUCAUCACGUCCUGGAAACAGAAUCAAGUCUUUAAGAACCAAGAUGAGUUCAUCAGAGCAGAGAUCCAACAGGAAAACCCAGUCAACCAUUCAAUUCAAUACUUUUUAUUAUGUCAAAAUACAAAUUUAUAUUUCUUUUCACUAUUUAAAACAGGUGAAAGUUGGAUUUGCAGUUAAAAUGCUGUGGUUUGAUUCUCUCCUGUUUGUGUUAUUCACAGUGAACGACCCUGACCAGUGUUCUUCUAUAAAUUCUGUUUCUUUUCAUCAUUUACAUCAGGUUGUAAAAAUGUAAUUUGCCGUUAAAACACUGAUUUGUUUCUUUGCUUUUUACCUGAAGGAAUCUGCUUCAUAAACUCCACUAAUUUGAAUUUAAUCUGCAUUUUAAAUCCAGGAGCAUGUUGGUAUAACUGUCAACAUUUCAGAAUGGUGCAAAAGGGUUUUAUUCACCGUGUCAUCUUGAAAAUUGGAUUUUAUAAACGUUACAUGCAGGUUUCUUUGCUCCAUAAUCAGCGUCUAGUAUUAAGUUAACGGUGAAAAUGGCAAAAGGCAUAAAAUCGAAUUAAACUGACUUGUUCUUACUUUAAAUUGUUCAGUGAACGUUGGUUUUAAAAAACUAAAAACAAUAACCUUUGAUUUAAUAUUCCUGCUUUGUUCUGUUUUAGCUUCCAUCAAACCUUUCAUGUGUUCUCUGCACAGUCACAAGUUUAAAAAGUUGUGACUUAUUUCUGCACACAAACCUGUUUUCAAACAACACGACUCAAAAUGUGAAGCGAGACGGUGGCUCAGCGGUUCGUUGUGAAUCGAUUCUCGGGCCCAUUUUUAGGUUUUUCUGUUUUGCCGUAAAUGAGACUUCCUCAGUUGAUGGAUUUGAAUCAGAUCCUCGUCUGGUUUCAGUUAAUGAACUCGUCACAUCAAACGAAGCUGCUCUGGAUGUUGAGAGUUUCCUGAUUCAGUCGUUUUCUUUUGUGUUUUCGAGUCUGACGGGAACUUGUGUGUGAGUGUGUGAGUCGGUCACGUGUUGAUAAAACUCUUCCUCCUGAGCAAGAAAGGAUUCUGCAGCACUCGACGUGAAAACAAAUGUUGCACUGAUAUAUUUAAAAAAAAAUCUAUGUGUUUAUGAUGUUGAUUUAAAAAGAGAGAAGGAAAGUAGAAGAGUGUUAUUGUUGCUUCUUUCUAACAGUUUCAGAGGACAGUGUUAUGAUUCUGAAAUGUACAAUUUACAGAGAUGUUUUUCAUUCUGGAAAAAGCUUAUAUCGUCUCUUUGAAACGUAACAACUUUAUUUACUUGGUAUAAUAUCACUUUGUCCUUUUGUACCGUCACUGAUGUACGUGCCAUUGUUUCUUUAUUUUCAUUUUAUUUUUUUCCCCCUUGUAUGACAAGAAAAAAAAGUUUUAUUUUCAAUACUGCUUCUGUAAUUUUUGCUGUCUCAGAUCCAGAAAAAAAAACAAGAAAGGAAAUAAGAAAGUUUUAAAAAAGAUAAUUAUGGGGAAAAAGUGAGGCCUUAAGUGACUAAAAGUAUUGUUUGUACUUUGACUUUCUGGUCAGCACCCACACUCGUCCGUCCCUGUCGUCUCAGACUCUCAUCAUGGACUAUUACAUUCCAAAGAAUUGGAUCAAAUAAAUGUUUUAAAUAAAA
Molecule: messenger RNA, 6765 nt
Organism: Limanda limanda (common dab)
Lineage: Eukaryota; Metazoa; Chordata; Actinopteri; Pleuronectiformes; Pleuronectidae
Product: neuropilin-1a-like
Exons: 18
Coding region: 417-3296 (959 amino acids)
Biological process (GO): angiogenesis; axon guidance; vascular endothelial growth factor signaling pathway
Cellular component (GO): membrane
Molecular function (GO): vascular endothelial growth factor receptor activity; semaphorin receptor activity
Source: RefSeq, a predicted model, not a curated record